Messenger RNA from Sorghum bicolor (sorghum), 4047 nucleotides. RefSeq lists its product as uncharacterized. NCBI's taxonomy places the organism in Eukaryota, Viridiplantae, Streptophyta, Magnoliopsida, Poales, Poaceae. The record is from RefSeq and is a predicted model, not a curated record. The transcript is spliced from 4 exons. The coding region runs from base 444 to 1205 and encodes 253 amino acids.
CUCUAUUUCUUAGUGUUUCAUUUCGUCUUCCUCCCCCUCCGCUUUUCCCCAUGACGCGCACCCAAGGCGAUUUUGUCGGUGCGGCGGCGAUUUGGUCCAGCGAACUCGCGCUCCUCGACGCAGAGUGCUGCCGAAGGUUUGCGCUCCCCUGUUUCGUGGUUCUGUACUUUGUUGGGGUCAGAGGGAUGGAGAUUUGGUUGGGGGGAUUUUGGGUCGGGAGCCAUGAUCCUGUGCUGCCACCACCCCGCCGUUUCCAGCCGUUCCUCCUCGUCCCCCGCCUACCUCCUCGCCGAGCUCGCCACGACGCCUCAUCGCCGAUUCCCAGACCCCGACGCGGUGCUCCUCCUUGGCGCUCCGACGAACAGGAACAGCCCACGCUGCCCCAGUGGGUCAGGAAGGAGGUCCAUCUCCCCCGCUAGGUGUGCUGGGCGCCCGACAAGCACAUGUUCCAAGGCGACACCUCCUUCGCCGGUCCCAGCGGCUGCCUGUGCUGGGUGGAUCUGCUGCACGGCAUCGUCGUCUGCACCAACCCGCACCAGGUUCCUCCCGUGCUCCGGUUCAUCCCCUUGCCCGACGGGUGCCCCGCGUUCGGCUGGUCCGACUACCCGUACCGUCCGCGCAUGGAGGAGUCUCGCUCCGCCGCCUGCGUCGGCGGCCGCAUCAAGGUCGUCUCCAUGGUAGGCUUGCUGGAAGGCUGGAACUCGCAGCAGUUCAGGCUCACCACCCGGACCCUGUCGUCGUCGGCGUUGCGGCCUGACGUCCUCGGCGGCGAGUGGCAGGAAGACGGCGUGUGCCCGCCCGAGGACCUCUGGGCGACGGAGGAGUACCGCGCGCUCAACCUGCCGCCGCGCACGCCUCUGUGCCCCGUGCUGAGCGCCGCGGGUGAUGAGGAGGACGGCGUCGUCUACGCCGUCGUCAACGACAUCGAGGAACGCGUCGUCGUCCAAGGACGCCUUCAGCAGAUUGUCCGGGGAACCGAGCUGAAGCUCAAACGCCAGUAUGUGCUUGGCAUCGACGUGCGCAGCAACAAGAUCGUCUCCACCAGCUCUAGUGUCCCGCCGGAAAGCCUGAUGCAGAUGACGCCUCACCUGCUUCCUUUUGAUCUCUGUGCUUCCCUGCACGGUGGUGCCAAGAACCGCCAGUACUGCUCCUACUAUACUAUUUUUAACUAUGUUAUCCUUUGGACACUCGACGGAUAUGGUUGAGAAGACCGUAUCUGGCAUUUCACUGUGAAUGGUGAUGCAGGAAUCUGGGUAGCAACUAUUUCAUUGGCAACCUUCCAUACUCUAUAUAAAAUAUGGCUUUGAUUGAAUACAUUAAUCUCAGUCAUAACUCACUUCCUCAGCAAUUGGGUGAUCUAUUUGGAAGCCUCAACUCACUUUUCAGAGUUGUAAGAUUUUCUGAUCCUUUUUCUUCAUUACAAGACUUCACUUUACCUCAUUAAUUUCUUACACCACCCCUCUUUCAUCCCAAAGGUCAAUGAGCAGAUGAAUUAUGUUCUAUGAAACGUAGCAUUAGGAAUAACAACGUUGCCUUUUCUUAAAUCUUAAGACAUCAACUAAGAAUGAAUGUGCUUCCCUUCUAGAAACACAGAAUGUAAAAGGACUGAGUUUACAUUAGUGGAUCCGCAGUGGUUGCAUACCAAAAUAAUAUAAAUUGCAUAUACACAGAACCGCAAUUGUCAUUCUGACUAUAUGCAAUUUGGUUGUACAAGCUUGCUAUACUAUUUGUAUUUUGAGUUUAGCCUAAAAACAUCAGGUGAUUUCUUACAGGUUGUCUUCCGGUGCUGAUCAUAAUUGUAAUUUAUGUAAAUUGCAAGUAUGUAGCAGCGCAAUUGUAGUUUUGAUAAUAUGCAAUAUGUUGGUGUUGAACCAUUUGCCUUGUUUUAUUUUGUUUUUUCUGCUAGAUGAUCUUAAUGGCCGAUGAUUUUGCAUUUUUUUUGCGAUCUGUCUUUCCUGUGUAAAUAUGUGCGGCACACUUCAGCGAGCAGCGUCCCCAUCCAGGAGUUGUUCCAUCUGCAUGAGAAAGUGAGUGUCUCGAUGUUAUUUCUUCUAAGCAGUGGAAUGUGUCGUAGUUUUAUUUUCUAGUGGAUGGUUAGGUCUGAACCCUGAUAGUUGUGUUUGGUGGUGGUAAACGUUUUACUAACUUUGCUGUGGCACUUAGUGCCUACCUUGCAUCAGCAAGUUUUAACGUGGAAGUUAGAUGUGAAAUGUUAGUUUUUUAUUUGUGUUGCUGAUACAAUUAUCCUUGGGUAGCUGUAAUUUUUAUUUGUGACUGCCCACACCAAUGUUAUAUCCUUAUCCAUUUAUUUUCUAGUAACACAUCUUGAACUUUGUUAGUUGUCAUUUGUGCCAACACAAACUAUUUUUUUUGUCUUUGUCCUUUCAUAGAAAAAAAUUGUCUCUUGUGAUUUGUGCUAACAUAUUUUUAAAAUAUGUUAAUUAUGUUUUGUGUUACGGUGUUACCAUACACCUCUUAUUUUUCUUUGUCCUUCUAUAGAAAAAAUUAUCUCUUGUGAUUUGUGCUAACACAUUUUUAAAUAUGUUAAUUAUGUUUUGUGUUAACAUACACCUCUUAUUUUCUUUGUCCUUUCAUAGAAAAAAAUUGUCUCUUGUUAUUUGUGCUAACACAUCUUGAAAUCUGUUAAUUGUGUUUUGUGUUAGAAAAGACCUCUUAUUUGUCCUUGUCUUUUCAUAGAAAAAAAUGUUUGUUGUGAUUUAUGCUAACACAUCUUGGAAUCAGUUUAUUAUGAUUUGUGUCUACACCAUCUUGUUUGAAAAGCUAUCACGCUCUCGGGCUGUCUGGCUUAAACAAGAAUUCUUCCUACUUAUCACCCUUACCCAACUUAAGGCACAACCCACCAGCAUUUUUUUUGGUUGCAGGCUAUCUGUGGCCUGUGAGUGUCUUUUUCUGUGAAUUUAAUUUUAACUUGUGUAAACCGUGAACUGAUAUGAACUUAAUUGUAGAUAGGAAUUUUUAUUUAUCAUUGCAGGUGGCCGAGUUGGUUGACUGAAGUCCCGACAAUCAGUAAGUAUAGGAGCUGCAUACAUUAAAUAGGGCAAACCAGCUCAUGGUUACUUAGCUUUAUUUUUUAUAGUUAACACUACUGCACAGUACACUUGGCAAAUAUAAUGCUAUUAUUUAUAUUGUCUUCUAAUAUAACAUCAAGGCUUGAGGCUAAAUCAGUGAUUCAAAUAUACCAAAGUUACAACUGUUAUAUGUUUUUGUAUCCUAUCUAUAAGUUUCUAAAUUUUCAUUUAAGUGUGAAUAAGAUUGGAGUUACUCUAUAUUGAUCCUAGUUUCAUAGAUUUGAUGUUAACUUGAUGUUUUCUUGAGGCAGGGCCAACAAGAUGUAGAGAUGAUAUAUAAGUUUUCUUGCACUGUACUUGUAUACUUGUAGUCACUGCGAUUAUCAGCCACUGCUAAAUGUUUCUAUUCACAUCUUCCUGAUCAUGAAAACUGAACAAAAAAAUUAAGUUAAUUAAUUACAAUCUAUAUUAAUGUAAAUUGCAAAUAUUGAGCAUCGCAAUUGUAGUUCUGAGCAUAUGCAAUGUUUGGAAACUUAAUUUACUUCAUGAGUAUAAUUGGUUGUUUAAAGCAAAUUUGUAUUUGUGUCACUUUUCACAGGCACAUGUUAACUCUAGUUGCAACAAGUUUCAUACAUGCACCAGCCAUUUUGGUACACCGAAGCACAUACAGAUCUUUAUGAAGACCCUCACUAGCAAGACCAUCACCCUCAAGGUUGAGUCCUCGAACACAAUUGACAAUAUCAAGGCAAAGAUCCAGGACAAUUAGGGAAUCCCGCCAGAUCAGCAGCGCCUAAUCUUUGCAGGCAAGCAGCUCGAGGAUGUUGUAAUCCAAAUUUGUGUUGUUGUCUAUAGUUUUUGAAGGCUUUUGCUUUGCUUUGUGUGGUUCUGACCAGAUAAGAUGCUUUGCUUACCUUAUAUACAGAAUACUCAUUUUUUAGUUUAGGAAACCUCAAUGAUUGGUAAAUAUGCUCUAGCACAAUCUCACAUAAGCAUUUAAAUGAAAAGCAUAUCUUGUACA